AUGCACACUUCUAUUGUUAAACAACUUGGAGUGGCAGCCUCUCCUACCACAAUAACUCCUCAAUUAGUUGAUAGGUCACUUGAACACCUUGAUGGAAAAACAAAUAAUAUAUUAGUGAAAGUUUAUAGGUUUAUUUUUCCAGCAGAUUUUAUACUACUUGAUUUUGAAGCUGCCAAGGAUGUGCAUAUUAUAUUGGAUAGACCAUUCUUAGUUAAAGAGGAUGUUAUUAUUGAUGUUAAAACAGGUGAUUUGAGUAUGAGGGUCCAUGAGGAAAAUAUGGCAUUUAAGAUCUUGAAUGCCACGAAUUCUAUAGAUGAAGAUCUUGAUAGCUGUUCACCUAUAUCUAUGUUUCAUCAUUUGGUUGCUAACCAUGUGCUUUUAAAUAGUGAAAAUGAUAGCUAA
Molecule: messenger RNA, 402 nt
Organism: Gastrolobium bilobum
Lineage: Eukaryota; Viridiplantae; Streptophyta; Magnoliopsida; Fabales; Fabaceae
Exons: 1
Coding region: 1-402 (133 amino acids)
Source: RefSeq, a predicted model, not a curated record